Aspergillus pseudoviridinutans is the source of this 957-nucleotide messenger RNA. RefSeq lists its product as uncharacterized. NCBI's taxonomy places the organism in Eukaryota, Fungi, Ascomycota, Eurotiomycetes, Eurotiales, Aspergillaceae. Gene Ontology annotation, cellular component: cytoplasm. The record is from RefSeq and is a predicted model, not a curated record. The coding region runs from base 1 to 957 and encodes 318 amino acids. Gene Ontology annotation, molecular function: palmitoyl-(protein) hydrolase activity; carboxylic ester hydrolase activity. The transcript has a single exon. Gene Ontology annotation, biological process: protein depalmitoylation.
AUGGUGACCCAACUGUUCCCACCCCGCCAUGUCUACUUCCCCUCCAGCCCCUCCCACACCUCCACCAUCAUCCUCCUGCACGACACAAACAGCACAGGCGCCGAGCUAGCCGCCGCGCUGGCCGCCUCAACACCAACAGCAACAGGAAAAUCAAAAUCAAAAACUAUCUUCGAGCACUUCCCCUCCUGCCGCUGGGUCUUUCCCUCCGCUCAGCCCCGCCAGAUAGAUACCUGCUAUGCAAGCAAGGGGAACUGGAUCAACGUCGACGUCGACAUUGAGGCAACUACAAGCUCAGAUGCAGACGUAAAUGCGGACGCAGACGCAGGUUCUCCUCAACAAACACAAGCACAAGCACAGCCCUCCGCAGAAGCCAAAAACGACGAUGAAAACGAAAACAAAGACCAAAACCUAGAAGCCUGCGUAGAGUACAUCCUGCAAAUAGUAGAGGAGGAAGUCGGCCGGUUGGGCGGGGACAGUCGCCGCGUGGUACUGGGUGGGUUCGGGCAGGGGAUGGCUGUUGCGAUUGCUACGUUACUCACUGCGCGGAGACGAUUAGGUGGGUUUGUGGGUAUGAGCGGGUGGGUUCCUUUCGCGGAGGGGAUCGAGGGAUUAGGUGGCCGGGGCCGGGGCUGGCUUGCUGAAGAUGAGGCGAGGAUGGGAGGGUCAGAGGGUUCGUCAGGAGUGGACGGGGUGGAGGUGGAUUCUGAGGCUGGGGAGGCGUUGCUGAAGACUCCGGUUCUUCUGAGCUACGUUGAGGAUGAUGCAUGCGUGGAUACUCGAACGGGUUUGACGGCCUACGAGACAUUAAAUCGCUUGGGGUUUGUCAAGGUGGUUCGGGAUCCUCGUCCUGGUUCGCAGCAAGGUGAGAAUUGGCUCUUAGAUGCGAGCCAGUUUGAUACAAUUGUGGGUUUCCUGGCAGAGGUGUUUGGUGGUGAAGAACAGCAUCUCGGCUCAUGA